Messenger RNA from Symbiodinium sp. CCMP2456, 279 nucleotides. The record is from the annotation of a GenBank genome assembly. NCBI's taxonomy places the organism in Eukaryota, Dinophyceae, Suessiales, Symbiodiniaceae.
GAAGUCGUGCUGGGCUUCGUCGACCCGGGUAGUGUUGGAACCAUCCCACGAAAGUGGCUCCUGAACAGCCAGAUGCCCUACACCGUGGACGUUUGGCAUUCCGCUGAUGGCGUGUCGUGGACGCAGCAGUCCGAAGAGUUCUGGGAUGGCCUUGCGGAAUGCCAGGAUGCCUUUGCAGUUGCUGUGGCACCAGAAAGCCCGCUCUCCGGCAGGAGUCAGCUGAUCGCGCUCAGUGGCGCCACCGGACAGCAUCUCUAUGUCACAGCUCCCAGGGCAUGA